Hemisphaericaspora subhashii is the source of this 1590-nucleotide messenger RNA. RefSeq names its product GMP synthase (glutamine-hydrolyzing) (gene GUA1). NCBI's taxonomy places the organism in Eukaryota, Fungi, Ascomycota, Pichiomycetes, Serinales, Debaryomycetaceae. The coding region runs from base 1 to 1590 and encodes 529 amino acids. Gene Ontology annotation, cellular component: cytosol. The transcript has a single exon. The record is from RefSeq and is a predicted model, not a curated record. Gene Ontology annotation, biological process: GMP biosynthetic process. Gene Ontology annotation, molecular function: GMP synthase (glutamine-hydrolyzing) activity; GMP synthase activity; ATP binding.
AUGGAAAACAUUGAAGAUGUCCCAAUUGAAGUCUCCAAGGUCUUCGACACCAUAUUGGUCUUGGAUUUUGGUUCUCAAUAUUCUCAUUUAAUUACCCGUCGUUUGAGAGAGUUCCAAGUAUACGCUGAAAUGUUACCUUGUACUCAAAAAAUUGCUGAAUUGUCUUGGAAGCCAAAGGGUAUUAUUCUUUCUGGUGGUCCUUACUCAGUUUACGCUGAAGAUGCUCCUCAUGUCGAUCAUGACAUCUUUAAAUUAGGUGUACCAAUUUUAGGUAUUUGUUAUGGUAUGCAAGAAUUAGCCUGGAUCAAUGGUAAAGGUGUUGCCAGAGGUGACAAAAGAGAAUAUGGCCCAGCUACCUUAAAUGUAGAAGAUCCUUCCUGUGCUUUGUUUAAGGACGUCGACCACUCACAAGUAUGGAUGUCUCAUGGUGAUAAAUUACAUGCGUUACCAACAGGUUUUAAAGUUGUUGCCACUUCCGAUAACUCUCCAUACUGUGGGAUUUCUAAUGAAGAAGAAAGGAUUUAUGGUAUUCAAUUUCAUCCUGAAGUCACUCAUACUGCUCAAGGUAAGAAAUUAUUAAGAAAUUUUGCCGUUGAUAUUUGUCAAGCCAACACCAACUGGUCUAUGGAGAACUUCAUCGACACUGAAAUUGCCAGAAUUAAGAAGUUAGUUGGUCCAACAGCUGAAGUUAUUGGUGCUGUUUCUGGUGGGGUCGAUAGUACUGUAGGUGCCAAGAUCAUGAAAGAAGCAAUCGGUGAUCGUUUCCAUGCCAUUUAUGUUGACAACGGUGUCAUGAGAAAAAAUGAAACUGAAACCGUUAGAAGAACUUUAACUGAAGGUUUGGGUAUCAAUUUGAAUGUUGUUGACGCCAGUGACUUAUUCUUAGAUAGAUUAAAGGGUGUGACAGACCCAGAGAAGAAGAGAAAGAUUAUUGGUAAUACGUUCAUUCACGUUUUCGAAGAUGAAGCUGCUAAAAUCAAACCACAUGACGGUUCUGAAAUUGAGUAUUUGUUACAAGGUACUUUAUAUCCAGAUGUUAUUGAAUCUAUCUCUUUCAAAGGUCCAUCUCAAACUAUCAAGACCCACCACAACGUUGGAGGAUUAUUGGAAGACAUGAAGUUGAAAUUAAUUGAACCAUUGAGAGAAUUAUUUAAGGAUGAAGUUCGUCAUUUAGGUGAAUUGUUAGGAGUCCCAACAGACUUAGUUUGGAGACAUCCAUUCCCAGGUCCAGGUUUAGCUAUUAGAGUUUUGGGAGAAGUUACUAGAGAACAAGUCAAGAUUGCUCGUGAAGCCGAUGCCAUUUUCAUUGAAGAAAUCAAAAAGGCUGGCUUAUACAGAGAAAUCUCUCAAGCUUUUGCUGCUCUUUUACCAGUUAAAUCUGUUGGUGUCAUGGGUGACCAAAGAACUUACGAACAAGUUAUCGCUUUGAGAGCCAUUGAAACAGUCGAUUUCAUGACUGCCGAUUGGUUCGUUUUUGAAGCUGCAUUCUUAAAGAGGGUUGCAUCUAGAAUUGUGAACGAAGUUGAUGGUGUUGCUCGUGUCACAUACGAUAUUACUUCCAAGCCACCUGCUACUGUUGAAUGGGAAUAA